This is a messenger RNA of Telopea speciosissima, 348 nucleotides long. RefSeq names its product gibberellin-regulated protein 11-like. The coding region runs from base 1 to 318 and encodes 105 amino acids. The record is from RefSeq and is a predicted model, not a curated record. The transcript is spliced from 4 exons. Lineage: Eukaryota; Viridiplantae; Streptophyta; Magnoliopsida; Proteales; Proteaceae.
AUGGUGACGGUGACUUUGUUCGUCUGUGUUAACGUUGCACAGGUUUCAUCCCUCACCGUACUGGAAAGCGAACUCGUCCAUUUUAACCAGGUGGUGGUGAGAGGUGGGCACAGGAGGCUCAUGCAGUAUAUAGAUUGUGAUGGAUUGUGCAAGGUGAGGUGUAGCCUGCACUCGAGGCCAAACGUGUGCACAAGAGCAUGUGGCACUUGCUGUCGGAGGUGCAAAUGUGUUCCUCCGGGGACUUCUGGAAAUAAGGGAAAGUGUGGGAGCUGCUACACUGAUAUGAAAACCCAUGGGAACAAGCCUAAGUGCCCAUAGCUAGGCAGGCCGGCCCCAUCACCCAAAUUC